CAAACAUGGCGCCGCGAAAGUGAGGAAAACUCUGAUGUGAGUGUGAUGUUUCUACUCCGAUUAUUAUGCGGUUUGUUGUUGUUUCACGUAGCAGUUUAACAAAUAAACACACAAACGGAAGACGUUUAAAGGAAGCUUUACCGAUAAUUGUGUGCAUUUAUCUGAUUUCAGUCGUUUUGGGCUUCUCAUUUAGUCUUUUUAUUUACACUUAAGUUAUUGUUGAAGGUCCAAGUUCGUAUGUCCCAGACAGAUGAGAGGAAAAAAAAAAAGACAAGUCAUCUUCAUCUUGUUCAUCGUCAUCAUCAUCAUCAUCAUCAUCAGUUUCUUAGGAGCCGACCAAGAUGGCUCUAAGGAAGCAAAUACUCAAGGAUACCAGCGACAUUCCCUGUGGAAGCCAACAGGUAGACAACAACUCACAGGAGGAGGAGGACGACGAAGACAACAAUGAGGAGCUCUCAUCAUCACUUCUGUCGUCAUCAACAAGAAAAAAACGCAAGAUAGAGAGGGAAAACAAAUCCAAACAAGAGAUGACGGAGGAGGAGAUGAUGGACUUGGCUCUGCGUCUGAGCGAACAGGAAGCCAGCGUCACGGCGCUCAGACAGCAGCAAGAGGAGGAGGCCAUGAUGAAAGCCAUCCAAGAGAGCAUUGUCAGUCAGACACAACCCAGCCCGGUGUCCCAGAGUCAGAGCCUGCUGGACGAUGCAGAGGCUUCACCCGGCGCCUGCUCCCGACGGAAACUCCUGUACUCAGGCGGGAAGACGGCGUCUGCCAUCGACCAGGGAGCGUCAGCGGACAUCCGUACAGCAGAGACCGACCUGAACCAAGGAGCCAAAGGAACUGGAGGUGAACGUAAUACCUUGAGAAAAAAGUUGAAAAGGAAAGAAGGAAGCCCUCUGCUGGAGAUGCCAGAUUUGUCACAGUCUCAGAAAAUCUCCGCUCAGGAUUCCCCCGGCAGCUCAGACUGCCUGUCAGCGCCUCUGGACUCCCCACAGAGCUCCGACUCGACCCAGAUCGAGGACUGCCAGCCCCCUAAAUCCCCCGUCUUCCCCUCGCCGGGCUGCAGAGCCAAGGUCCUCGUCCCGCGGCUGAGCCAGGACCUGCUGCAGACCUGCAGGAGCUCAGGUUUUGUUUUGUGCUCUCAGGACACUUUGACCUCUCCACGCAAGAGCCCGACGUUCCCAAAGAGCCCCAAACUCUCCAGUAAACUCUCCAUUAAGCCCCCACUGUGCAGUAGUCCUCUCUUCUCCGACCUCGAUGAGAGAGACGAUGGAGAGUAUUUUAAAAGUCCAGUGUUUGGCUGGAAUACUCAAAACAAGACGUCUGCAAGUGCCUGCAAACCUCAAGACUGUAAAUCGGGGUUCACGUUUUCCUCCCAGGAUAGUUUAACCCCCUCUGUGAGGUCCACUUCCUGUCCGCCCAAGAGCCCAGUAUUCCCAAGAUGUCCCGGCCUUCCCAAUAACCCCCAUUCCUCGGAAAGAUCAGCAACCUGCAGGAGUCCUGUGUCCUCAGAGUCCGACGGAGGACAGGCAGAGCAGAGUCAGGGAUUUUGUAAAAGCCCAGUGUUCGGCAGGACUGGACAACGAGAACAUAUGAAUAUUGAUGUGCAGACACACUCCUCGGGUUCAGGAAGUGAAGGGAAUUCAACCCCUACCAGGGAUUCGUCUCAGAGUCUGGACAGCAAGCCAGACCAAAAUCCUAAUCUCAGGUUGAAUAAGGCAUUUCUGUCAGAUAACGCAGAGCAUGAAAUAUGUAAAGAGGGAAACUCGGCAGAGUCGGAGCUGACCAGCGAUAUGGUGUUACUCUGGUCUGGAGAGGACGACGACGUCACGCCGACGGGGUCUCACAGCCCGGUCUUCCCAGAGGAGAGACCUCUUCAUCAGGCAGAAAGUGAGACCGCCCCCCCGAACCAUGUGACUGCAGCUUUUCCAGGGACGAACAGCAGACCUUCUACCUCUCCCACAUCAAGCGGCCGUCAGCAGCUUGUAGCCACAGAGCGACGUUUACAGCCAAUCAACAGUGAGCCUGCAGAGGGGCCGACAGUGAGCUACUACUGGGGGGUUCCCUUCUGUCCACGAGGCCUGGACCCAGACAAAUACACACAGGUGAUCAUGGCUCAGAUGGAGGUUUAUGAGAAGAGUCUGAAGCAGGCACAGAGGUUCCUGCUGAGGAAGGCCGAGUGGGGGGGGGCCGUCCUGCCACAGCCGGAGAAAUCCCCUUCACCGGAGUCAGCUCCUGAAUCACCUCCACAGCCGGUUCAACGAAGGAGUGGCCUCAAACUAAAAGGUAAAAAAGUGUUUGAAGAAGACGAUUUCUGUCCAGCCGAGGCAGAGGAGGAGGAUGAAGAGAAGCAGGAGGAGGAAGGAGAAAGUAAAGAAGAAGAGAAGGAGGAGAAGAAGGCAGAAGAAGGAGGACAUGUAGACACUGAUGAGGACUGUGAGGUUUGUCCAGAAACCCAGCUGAGUGACAACAAUGACGACAGCACGCAAGAUCUGAUGAUGGGAACUAGCGCUGGGGCAGCGUCUGAGUGUAAAAUGAGUCCAGAACGGCCGGAGGUCGAGGUGAUUCUCCAGGUGGAUUCUCCAGCCGAGGCUGAGCGGCAGGAGGAGAUGGAGGUAGAAGCCCCAGUGGACAAAAAGACGAUCGUCCCUGUUAGCAGCAGCGAUGUUGGAGGACGGCAUGAAAAGAGGACAGAGGAGCUGGAUCCAGAUGUUGAGGAGAUAAAAUAUCGGGUGCUUCAAAGGUCGUCGUCUCCUGAACUGGAACCUGAAGACAGAGUGGACUGUCCCAUCUGUCAGAGCUCCUUCCCGCUAACGCAGAUCGAGAGGCACGCUGCAUACUGCGAUGGAGAGGAGGGCGCGAGGAAGCCGGGAAAAAGACUGUUUCCAAGUGUCAUUGAAGCCUCGUAGGAAGAGACCAAGGUUAGCCGAGGCGAGUUCUGCAGAGACCGGCGAACCCUCCAACACUGGCAAGAUCCAAGAGAAAUGUUACAUCUGUCAGAAAGCUGUUCCCCUGAGAGACUACAGCCGACACACAGAGCUCUGCAUCCAGAGGCAAUCCUCGAAUUGUCAAUCCAAUGCAGCCAAGGGAAAUCUGCUGUCGGCUCUGGAGAAAACAGAGAGCAGAGAUUCAGAGGCCGUGCCGUCUGGAUCCAAACUCCCACAGAGAGAAGUCAUAGACCUGCGGGAUGAUGAUGAAGAGGAGGAGGGUGACAGUGUUUCAGUGCUCAGGAUCAGUAACUCUCCCAUCAGAUCCU
Molecule: messenger RNA, 3253 nt
Organism: Gymnodraco acuticeps
Lineage: Eukaryota; Metazoa; Chordata; Actinopteri; Perciformes; Bathydraconidae
Gene: uimc1
Product: ubiquitin interaction motif containing 1
Exons: 22
Coding region: 342-2906 (854 amino acids)
Biological process (GO): positive regulation of DNA repair; double-strand break repair
Cellular component (GO): BRCA1-A complex
Molecular function (GO): histone binding; K63-linked polyubiquitin modification-dependent protein binding
Source: RefSeq, a predicted model, not a curated record